Petromyzon marinus (sea lamprey) is the source of this 987-nucleotide messenger RNA. The record is from RefSeq and is a predicted model, not a curated record. Lineage: Eukaryota; Metazoa; Chordata; Hyperoartia; Petromyzontiformes; Petromyzontidae.
AUGAGCAGCAGCAUCAGUGAGUGUGGCACUGAAGAGAGAACCCCGUGGGUGAGGCUGAUGGAGCGCCGCGUGAUGAUGCUGCUGCUGCUGGCGGUGGCGGCGGUGGCGCUGAUCACAGAGCAACAGUCUCAGGUGUCCGUGCCCGAGAAUGACCGCGGGCCCUUCCCCAAGCUGCUGGUGCAGGUGAAGUCCGACACCGCCGGGGUGGACAUCCGCUACGCCUUGCUGGGGGACGGCGCCGACCAGCAUCCCGUGGGGUUGUUCGUCAUGGACACCGUGACGGGGAGAGUCUCAGUCACCAGGAGCCUGGACCGGGAGGUGAUCGCUCAGUAUCGGCCUGUGGACCUCGUCGUUGAUGUCAUUGACGUCAACGACAACCGUCCCACGUUCGCCAAGAAAGUCUUUCACAGCAGCGUCGUCGAAGGAUCCCCGCGAGGCACUUUCGUGAUGAGGGUGGUGGCGAGUGACAUGGAUGACCCCUUGACGCUCAACGGAGCGAUUCGCUACCAUAUAGUGUUGCAGGUUCCCAUGGUGACUGCACACCGCGUGUUCACCAUCGACAGAUUCACAGGCAUCAUCACCAAUACUGUCCGGCUGGACCGAGAGAGAGUGGCGCACUUUUCGCUGGUGGUGAUGGCUUCAGACAUGGAGGGAGACGCCAACAUCGGACUCUCGACCACGGCCACCGCCAUCGUCACCAUCACCGACAUCAAUGACCACGCCCCCGAGUUCACGACAACAGUGGCCAAUUCGGCUUCCAAGGGCGUUCGCGAGCCCCUUGCCACGGCGAAGAUGGUGAAUAAAAAGCGAAAGUCACCCUACAGGUCGGACUUUGAGAGCUCGGAAGGCAUGGAUUUGACGGCGGAUGAACAGCUGAGAGAAAGUGCGUCUGGCGCGAUGCCGCCCAAGCGAACCGGCAAGGCCAGGGCAGCAGGCAAGGUGAGAGUCUCCGACGUCUUCCUCAUGUGGAUGUCGAGGUUUCGCUGA